UUUGACGGCUUUGGAUUGUAUUAACUUGUUAUUCCCUUUGAAAGUUAAUUAUAUUUCUAUCGUUUCUCGUUAUUUCUAUAAUGAAAGCUAUAAGAAUUCUUUAGCCAUGUUAAAUCAAACAUCGACAGAAGCGCUUCUUUCAGCGACUUAUGUUGAAAACUACUUAGAUUGCGUUGAAAAUCUACCUAAUGACCUGCAACGACAUUUAUCGCGUAUGCGAGAAUUAGAUGUGACUUACAGAGAGUGCCUCCGGGAUGCAGAAACACACUUAGCAGUUUGUAUAGCACCCAACACUGAAGAACGCCGUUGUGGAAGAGCAGCAUUACGUCUACAAGCAGCUUUAGUUGCAGCACAAGAAAUUGGUGAUGAAAAACUACAAGUUGUUCAAUUACUUCAAGAUCUUAUUGAUAAUAAACAGAGAUCACUUGAUGCCGACCACAAAAAAUUGCUUUCAUCUUUGGAAGUGAAUACAAAUGGCACAGCUAAAGAAGAAUUACCUCAAGCAUCAGAGUCUCGAUCUACAGAUAAGGACACAAGCACACAACAAGUGCAACAAACACACGCACCCCCUCCCCCUCCUCCUGAGAGAUCCAAUGAUAAAGAAAAAGAUAAGGGAGAGAAAGAUAAGAGUGGAGGUGAACGCUGGUCAAAACGAGCACGACGGUCAAGAACGACAGCAGGAGCUGCGACUGAUGGCGCUGAUUCAGGCGAACGCGACAACGACCGACAUACACACAAUACUACACAUAAGAAAGGUAUAGGUAAGAAGAAAAAACGUAAAGCUCGUCAGACAGCACAACGCUCUGAAACUCCACCAGAAGAAACAGACGCUAUAGAUCCAGAUGAGCCUCGUUACUGUUUAUGUGAUCAAAUUUCUUAUGGUGAGAUGAUUCUCUGUGACAAUGAUCUCUGUCCUAUUGAGUGGUUCCACUUUUCCUGUGUCUUUCUCACAACAAAGCCAAAAGGCAAAUGGUUUUGUCCAAAGUGUCGUGGUGAUCGGCCAAAUGUGAUGAAACCUAAGGGACAAUUUCUUAAAGAACUUGAACGGUAUAAUAGAGAAAAAGAAGAAAAAGCAUAGCGAUUGCUUGAUUACAAGUGAGAUGACUGUGAUUAUUUCGUGCUCUUUGAGAGUUUGCAAUGACAGAAAAGAAUAGAAAUCUAUAAAAUUAGCAUAUGACUCUGAUUUAUAUCAGUUUGAAUAAGAAUUUGGGAAAGAUAAAGUAUUUGUGUUCAAGGGAAUUAUAAUAAAAUAUGUAUAAAAAAUAACAAUAGACUACUGUGUCUUACUCUAUAAAAUAUCAACUAUCAAAAUAAUAACUUUUAUCUCAAAUAAAUUUGAGAAAUUAUGUUUGAUCAUUAAUCAGGCUUAAUUUUUAAAGAAAAAAUCCAAACCAAAUGGAAGAGAAAUAUAUUUAGUCAUCUCACAUAUGCCCGCAGACUAUUUUAAAAAUAUAAGUAUUUAUAAUGUGAUGAUUAUUAAUAUGUUAUUCAGAUUUUAUAAUGUAAAAGAAGAAUAAAAUACUUUAUUGCCAGUUACUAAAAAGGGGAUUGAAAAGGAUUCAUUUUAUUUAAUAACUUAUUCUGGCAAACAAUAUGUAUAUAUUACAAUAUUGUUCUCACUGUGAAGAGAAUGUUAUGACAUAAUACUAUUAUUGUAAAGCGUCAAGUUUGUACGCAAUUAUAACAAUUCUGUACAGAAAGUAGUUUUCUUUGAUACAGUUAAAGUUAACACAUUUUAUUUCUUAAAAUUAAAUAUAAGAUUUUCAAUUA
This is a messenger RNA of Nymphalis io (European peacock), 1770 nucleotides long. Its product is annotated as inhibitor of growth protein 2. The transcript has 5 exons. Bases 107 to 1078 code for a protein of 323 amino acids. The record is from RefSeq and is a predicted model, not a curated record. Gene Ontology annotation, biological process: positive regulation of DNA-templated transcription. Gene Ontology annotation, cellular component: nucleus. NCBI's taxonomy places the organism in Eukaryota, Metazoa, Arthropoda, Insecta, Lepidoptera, Nymphalidae.